UUUUUAUUAAAAAAUCAAAACAUUGGGAAUCAUUUUCAAAUCAUUUUGAAAAUUACUUUCCGUAUAUGUAUAUAUAUUACUAAUUUCGUUUUUUAAAGUAACUUUGAUUCAGAGUAUUACAAUUUAUAUGUGCAACGAUGGUGGAAAAUCUUAUAACAUCAACACCGAAUAGUUUGCCAAGGUUAAGCAUUGGCGGGAGCAGUGCUACACGAAGGCGAAGUCUUAUACCGCAAAGCCGAGUAGCUAAUAUCAGAGUUGAGGAAAGCAAUGAUGACGAGGCGGAGAGGUCUUCACUGCUGGCCUCGGAGCGUGCAGUGGCCACCUCUACCCCACACUCCCCGCACAGAGGGAGGCACUCAAUAUCCUCUUCUCCACAGAAAGAGCACUACCAGGGCUGCUUGAAGCUUUAUGCGGAAAAUAAAAUCAACAAAGACAAUGCAUGGAAUCUCCAGCUCAUAGACUUCAUGACGACUAUGCUUCGGCGCCACGACCAACGUAUGGAGAACCUUCAGACCGCGUCCACAGUUCUGGACGCCACGGCGCGGAUAUACUCCUUCCGCGUUGACGCCGUGCACUAUGACGUGCUGAAGAUGGCGGGCGGCCUCAGCAAAGCGGCACAGACGAAGCGAGGCAAGAAAGACGAUGAGAAUGUUCAAGACGAGGGCGCGGCGGACGGCGCGGAGGCGGCAGCUCCCAAAAAGAAGAAGAAGCGAUCCAAGGGAGCCGUCGCAGCCAACCCGGACGUGUUCAAUGGGGACUUUGAUGCCAACGACUGUGUGGAUCCAUUCUUUGAACGCGUAGCGGCAACGGCAGGCGAUAUCACAUCUUCCAACAGAGCGUUUAAUGCAUGCUUGCCUAUACACGACAAGACAUUAGCAUUGAUUUUAAGGACAGACGAUCAAUUCCUGGAGCCGAUCAAAGAGAACAUACCAGAAGAGUUGUCGCUCAGUGAGCGUAUAGCCGUUGCUAUGAAACUGUUACCGACCUUCAAUACUAGUGACCAGAUCUGCGAGCCUUUCUCAGGGUUCUCUAUCAGCAACUGGGACCCGGAGACUGAGGACACGGACCGCAUCACAAACUGGGUGGAAGAGAACAACCGGCUGAACCUGUCGCAGCAGGCGCUGGCCUUCGACGUCAACGCUGAGGUGGAGCCCAUCCCGCAGGACGAGGCUCACAACGAUUUAUUUGAUGAUGAACCUCUAGGCGGCAUCGAAAGCGAGGAAGAAGCUGACGUGGCCGUAGCGGCGUGCGUGGCGCGCUUGCCGGCCGCGCAGCCCGCCAGGCUGACGGACAUGAGGCCGAGCGCGCCCGGACACUCGCGCCUAGAGUACAGCUACUGCGCCGCCAUCGUCACCGCGUGGGCCGGCCCCUCGCACUGGCGGCUGAAGAAUAACAGAGCGUCAAAAUUAUCAGAACGCACCCAAUCAACAGCGACAGGUCGCUUCACCGUCGAAGGCAAGAAACCAGCGCGAACGAAAAGACAGCUCGACUUUAUGGGCGCAGGCCUGGCCUUCGACGCACGCUCCAACAAAGUGCCAGACUACGAGCCCACGCAACCCGCCAAGAUCAUGAUCAGCAGAAAAACCCUGGCUACGGGACACACUUGGAACGAGGCCAACUACAAAACUCCUAUAGACAGAGGCUUAGACGAGUCACACUUCAGAAAGUUGUUCCUGCGUCGCAACGUGGUGAUGACUCGCGAGCGAGACGAGCAGCCCGCCAAGAAUAACACGGAACCGCUCAUGGUAGAGGAAAACAAAGACUAUGACUACAAUAACGAGAACGACGCGUCGUACUGCCCUAACCACGUGUCGGAAGCGGACGAGUGGUGCAACGAGGAAGGCCUGGCGGCGGGUGACCUUCACGAGCAGGCCAAAUCAGCGGAGCUGGAGGAAAUAGGCGACAUGUUGGAACCGCCAACUAAGAUUGCAAAAAUCUUCAUACCAUACGCGAUGCGGGCGAAAAAAGUCGACAUGAAACAAUUAAAACACACUACUUGGAGAAUGCUUACCGGGAAAACUGCGGAGGGGCACAAGGAAGAUAUCACACCGACUUCGUUUUUCUCUAUCUACUCCCGAUUGCCGGAAAAACUUUCGCCAAACAUGAGGGAAUCUCUCAGUGUGCCAUUGGCUUUAUUGUCUGUACUCCAUCUUGCCAAUGAAAAAGGUCUUAUUCUUGAAAAAAGGGAUGACCUCAAAGAUUUUGGUAUUGUAGGUCUAAUUAAACAUUAGAUUUAAAUCCUAACACCUGAGGCCCACUUGUCACUUGCACUGAUUUAAAUUUUUCUUAAUGCCGUCACUUUUUAGCAACCGCUUAUACAGGGUGUAACCAGAACGCUAGCAAAACUUAGCGUUAUUAUUAUACUACCUUAACACAACCCAAUGCCAAUAACCAUUUGCCUUAUCUUGUAGUUUUAGUGAUUUAGUAUUUUUCAAACCCGGAUUUUAUAGCGUGCAAAACUCGGAUCAAUGCCCUACCAACGACGCGAGCGACCUAUUUACGGAACGUUCGUUAACCUCUAGCGUCAGUCAGAUGUUUUAUUUGCAAUAUAUUGUUAACUUUUAGAAAAUAAAGGAAUUUUACAUAAAGAAUUCGCAGGGUUUUUAUGGUAUCUUAUCGUUAAUCAUCAGUACCUGUCUUCGUUUUUGCUAGCUUUUUGGUUGCAUCCUGUAUUAUGCUCUUGCUAAAAAGUUACAGCAUAAGUCCUGGUGCAAGUGGGCCUAAAUUUAAGAACAUAAAUUUAUAGAUUCACUAAAAUAAUAUUAAAAACUUUUUUAUGUAAAUUUUUACCAUAAAUUACAGUGGCUAUUUAACUAUAUUUUGUUAUACGAGUGCCGGACAUUUUGUUUUUCUUACCUUGUAAAUAAUUGUAUGUCCCUAUUCAUUAGGCGGUUUUCAUCUCACACUGUCGUCGAUCGGUCAGCGUUACAGGUCGGUUAACAAGAGUUGGCACGUUCGGCAGUACCACAGUAAAGUGGAGUUCACGACAGUUAAGCAGAAUUUACAUAACAAAAUUAGUUUCACGACAUUAAUUUCGUUAUCAAUUGCACAUGUAAACAUGUAGUGUAAAGUAUACACUAAAUGCAUGCAUUACGAUUUUUUUUUAAAUUCAUUAUACGAAAGCGCUUGACCACAAUUACACCUGAGGGAAAGUGAUCAUGUGACCUAAGAUGGGUUUCGUUUACCUAGAAGAUGCCUAUUCACUCUUAUUUUAAAGAUACCCGGAUUGUAAUUGGAAGGAAAAGAUCGCGGAAUAGUAUUCCAAACCUUAACCAUGCGUAUGAGGAAUGAUGACGAAAAUUAGACACGUGCAAUUUGAUAAUGAAAUUAUUGUCGUGAAACUAAUUUUGUAAUGUAAAUUCAACUUUAGGAAACUUGUCGUGGCUUCAACCUACACUCUGGCACGACACAAACUCAAUGUGUGAACGAUGUACGUGCAGAAACGUUUCAUUGUGUAAGUACAUCUGUCAGCACCGACGAUCAGUAUGGGAAGAAAUCGAACCUUAUUUAUAGUUGUAAUUUUUUUAAUUUCAUAGUAAAUGAAGUUAAUUCUGUCCCGAUAUUGUACAGAUAUUUGUAGGCAUUUAUUUUUGUAUUCAAUUUAUAUUGACAAUAAAUAAAUAAAUAAUAAUAAUAUGGUAAUAUCAAGGCAGUUUCAUUUCUAAAUAAAAUACACUUCUAUGUAUACACAAGCUUUAUUUUUAACCGAAUUAACAUUUUAGCAUUUUCGGCUUGUGAAUUUUACAAUUUAAAAAAAAACAGAAGAUUUUUUCUUAUUUCUAAAUCGUUAAGAGCAUAUUUUAAACCAAGUUAACAACAAA
Molecule: messenger RNA, 3821 nt
Organism: Maniola jurtina (meadow brown)
Lineage: Eukaryota; Metazoa; Arthropoda; Insecta; Lepidoptera; Nymphalidae
Gene: barr
Product: condensin complex subunit 2
Exons: 12
Coding region: 138-2231 (697 amino acids)
Biological process (GO): mitotic chromosome condensation
Cellular component (GO): condensin complex
Molecular function (GO): chromatin binding
Source: RefSeq, a predicted model, not a curated record